GGAGAGGUUCAUUUCGGCCAAUCCAGUCCUCACUGACUAAAGCUGCUGUUUCUCGUCCAAUUGUGCCCAAAGUUCUUCCAACACAGGCUACCAGCCAUCUGUCUAGUGCUAUUGACUUGGCAGCUAAAAGUGCUGGUAUUAUCCCUGGUAGCCCUAUGCCUGUCCUGGAUGCCGAUGGUUUGUCAGGUGUGUCUCCGUUGUCACCAGACAGAGUGACCACAAUGGUAACAGGGCGGGAGUCAACAGCAGCGCAUCAGAAUGGAGGCUCCAUCACCACUGUAGAGGGCUCAGGCCCUGGGUGUCGGGUUCCAUUCAUCAGCCUACCAACACGGCAUGAGCAGGAGGCAGUUCCUGACGGUUUCCAGAGCACGUCCGUCCUUUCUCUGUCAGAACUGUCCAAGACUCCCCUCCAAAAUGGUCUUUGCACCCCUCCACUUCCUUCAUCAGAGGCUUCCAGUACCCGGCUCUCCCCUCCCAAUGUUUCUGCUCUCUUGGACAUUUCUCUGCCUGGACCACCUGAAGAUGUGCUUUCUCAAGGAGAACCUGCCACUCAAAUCAGCGAUUCUAUCAUUGAAAUAGCUAUCAGCUCUGGUCAAUACAAUGAAGGUGUUUCUCUCUCUCCUGCAAAGCUGAAUGGCAGUGACAGCUCCAAAAGUCUUCCGUCCCCAUCCAGUAGUCCUCAACAGAACUGGAUUGCCUCUCCCAGCCACGAUCCCCAGUGGUACCCCAAUGACUCCACAGACUCGUCUCUCAGUAGCUUGUUUUGUAAGU
This is a messenger RNA of Leptosomus discolor (cuckoo roller), 771 nucleotides long. Lineage: Eukaryota; Metazoa; Chordata; Aves; Leptosomiformes; Leptosomidae. The record is from RefSeq and is a predicted model, not a curated record.